GCGGCACGCACCGUGGACAGGAAUCAAAUGGCGGUCCGCUUGGAGGAGGUUGCGGUGCUAACUGGGCACUCCGAGUGCGUAUGGCAUGCUUCGUGGCAUCCAAACGGGGCACUGCUGGCAACGUGCGGAAGUGACAAGACGAUUCGUAUCUGGUCUCCUUCCCGAAACCCGAAGAAACAGCCUGCGUGGGACUGCGUCGCAACACUGGAAGACGCCCAAGGUCGAACGAUUCGUGCGUGCGAAUGGUCACGCAACGGCCAGUACAUUGCGUCCGUCAGCUUUGACGCGACGACAGUGAUCUGGGAGAAGCAAGGCGACGUGUACGAAGUGAUUGCGGCUCUCGAAGGCCACGAAAGCGAAGUCAAGAGCGUGGCGUGGAGUCCGUCGGGGUCGUAUCUGGCCACGUGCAGUCGCGACAAGAGUGUGUGGAUCUGGGAAGCAGAUGCAGAGACGGAUUUUGAGUGCGUCUCCGUGCUCCACGGCCACAGCCAGGACGUCAAGUUUGUCCUGUGGCACCCCGAGGAAGAUCUCCUCUUCUCGACCUCGUACGACGACACCGUAUGCGUGUGGGCCGAGCGCGAUGAUGACUGGGCAUGCAUUGAAACCUUGACUGGACACUCAUCGACAGUUUGGGCGGCCACCACAGAUGCCAGCGGCCUUCGCCUGGCCACGUGCUCCGACGAUACGUCAGUGUUGCUUUGGCAGCGGCAUCCUGCGACGCUGACGGCUGAAGGCCGGCCAACAGAAUGGUCCAAGGUCGAUGCGCUCGUCGGGUACCAUCCCCGCGCAGUCUUCAGCAUCCACUGGAAUCCCACGACCAAUGUGUUGGCGACGGGAUGCGGCGACGACGGGAUACGGUUGUUCCAGGUCAACGGAACGUCGGGCAAGUUUGAGCUCGCAUUCCAGCAAGUGCGCGCACACGCAGGCGAUGUCAAUUGCGUCCGGUGGUGCCCGACGGACCCAACGCUCUUGGUCUCUGCGGGCGACGACGCGAACGUGCGGCUGUGGCGAGUGGUCCCGUUGUAGCUCAACUGGCCUCGCGUAUGCGAAGCAGAGACUGUGUCGAAAACUCUGUAACCCAUGGCCCUUGUGACCGUCUUGAUG
This is a messenger RNA of Aphanomyces invadans, 1104 nucleotides long. RefSeq lists its product as hypothetical. The record is from RefSeq and is a predicted model, not a curated record. Gene Ontology annotation, molecular function: protein binding. The transcript is spliced from 5 exons. Bases 28 to 1026 code for a protein of 332 amino acids. Gene Ontology annotation, cellular component: cytosolic [4Fe-4S] assembly targeting complex. Lineage: Eukaryota; Oomycota; Saprolegniomycetes; Saprolegniales; Verrucalvaceae. Gene Ontology annotation, biological process: iron-sulfur cluster assembly.